Molecule: messenger RNA, 2305 nt
Organism: Mugil cephalus (flathead mullet)
Lineage: Eukaryota; Metazoa; Chordata; Actinopteri; Mugiliformes; Mugilidae
Gene: cyp19a1a
Product: aromatase
Exons: 8
Coding region: 435-2093 (552 amino acids)
Molecular function (GO): oxidoreductase activity, acting on paired donors, with incorporation or reduction of molecular oxygen; iron ion binding; monooxygenase activity
Source: RefSeq, a predicted model, not a curated record
CUUUAGCUCAUCUAUCUUGGCCUCAUCUUUCUUCUCACAGAAAAAAAAAAAACUUAAAGAUGAGAAUUUCCAACUACAGUGACCCUGACACUCCCCCAUCAACACAGCCCAGCUGUUCUUGUGUACCGAAGAAAUCCUUUUGAUGUUCAAAGAUACUUCUCAUCACCAAAAUACAAGCUCACGCCAACAUGUACCGAUUGAACCAGAUCCUAUAAACCCGAGGUCACACACACAAAUCCGCCCCUUCAAGGUUAUCAGUGUGUUGUUUACCAUUUUUUCCUCCUCUGUUGUGGCUUUAACAUCACCCUGACCUGGCUCCUUACCAGCUCAGACAGGCUAUAAAAAGAGGAAGCCCCGGGGCAGCCUUCUUCAUUUGGAUCCGGCAGGUUAGCAGUAAUAAUAAUAAUAAAUAAAAUAAAAAAAUCUCCCCUCUUAUGGAUCUGAUCUCCGCUUGUGAACAGGCGGUGACUCCUGUAGCUUUGGACGCCAUGGUGGCAGACCUGCUCUCCAUGUCGCCGAACGCCACCGCCGACGAAUCGCCGGGCAUCUCCGUGGCAACGAGAACUCUCAUACUUCUUGUCUGUCUGCUGCUGGUCGCCUGGACUCACACAGAAAAGAAAGACGUACCAGGUCCAUCUUUCUGUCUGGGUUUGGGGCCUCUUCUGUCAUACGUGAGAUUUAUCUGGACCGGUAUAGGCACAGCAAGCAACUACUACAACGACAAGUAUGGAGACAUUGUCAGAGUCUGGAUCAAUGGAGAGGAGACCCUCAUACUUAGCAGGGCUUCAGCAGUGCACCACGUACUGAAGAAUGAACAAUAUACUUCACGUUUUGGGAGCAAACAGGGACUCAGCUGUAUCGGCAUGAAUAAGAGAGGCAUUAUAUUUAACAACAACGUCGCGAUGUGGAAAAAGAUACGCACCUACUUCUCCAAAGCCCUGACGGGUCCGAGUUUGCAGAAGACGGUGGAAGUCUGCGCCUCCUCGACGAAGAGUCACCUGGACGACCUGGACAGCCUGGCUCACGUGGACGUCCUCAGUUUGCUGCGCUGCACCGUGGUCGACAUCUCCAACAGACUCUUCCUGGGUGUGCCUGUCGACGGUGAGUGUGCACGCAUGCAUUUUGCGUGGCGGAUCAAGGCAGUGGCGGGAAACCGCAUUAAUGCAUCUGUGUUGACGCUGUGUCCAGAAAAAGAACUGCUGCUGAAAAUCCAGAAGUAUUUUGACACGUGGCAGACUGUACUGAUCAAACCUGACAUCUACUUCAAGUUUGAUUGGAUUCACCAGAGGCACAAGACAGCAGCCCAGGAGCUACAAGAUGCCAUAGAAAGCCUCGUAGAGCAGAAGAGGAGAGAUAUGGAGCAGGCAGAAAAACUGGACAACAUCAACUUCACAGCAGAGCUCAUAUUCGCACAGAACCACGGCGAGCUGUCCGCUGAGAACGUGAGGCAGUGUGUGCUGGAGAUGGUGAUCGCGGCCCCAGACACUCUGUCCGUCAGCCUCUUCUUCAUGCUGCUGCUCCUCAAAGAAAACCCCCACGUGGAGCUGCAGCUGCUGGAGGAGAUAGACACGGUUGUGGGCGAGAGACAACCUCAGAACGGGGACCUUCAGAAGCUGCCGGUCCUGGAGAGCUUCAUCAACGAAUGCUUGCGCUUCCACCCGGUAGUGGACUUCACCAUGCGCCGGGCCCUGUCCGACGACGUCAUUGACGGCUACGGGGUGCCAAAGGGCACAAACAUCAUCCUGAACAUGGGCCGAAUGCACCGCACAGAGUUCUUCCUCAAAGCCAAUGAAUUCAGCCUGGAACACUUCAAAAGCCACGCUCCUCGUCGUUACUUCCAGCCGUUCGGCUCGGGCCCUCGCGCCUGUGUUGGCAAGCACAUCGCCAUGGUGAUGAUGAAAUCCAUCCUGGUGACGUUGCUCUCUCAGUACUCCGUUUGCCCGCACGAGGGCCUGACCCUCGAGGGGCUCCCACAGACCAACAACCUCUCCCAGCAGCCCGUGGAGCAUCAGCGGGAGACUGAACAUCUCCGCAUGAGAUUCUUACCCAGACAAAGGGGCAGCUGGCGAACAGUCACAGACUCUGACCUUUAGUUGCACGCAUUCUUUUAAACAGAAUAUAUUCACACGUAUACAUACAUAUAUACAUUUACCUCCAUUACUUGAUUUGUAUUAUUUCACAACUGUACAAAGCUGCGUUUUAUAUUUUGAUAUGUGUUGAUAUGCAUGAUUGUGUUUCUGUUCUGUUUGUGUGAGAUGUAAGUUUAGACAUGCAAAUACAGAAGUAAAUGUAAAUUAUUGUGCCA